Molecule: messenger RNA, 1833 nt
Organism: Aspergillus chevalieri
Lineage: Eukaryota; Fungi; Ascomycota; Eurotiomycetes; Eurotiales; Aspergillaceae
Product: arylsulfatase
Exons: 2
Coding region: 1-1833 (610 amino acids)
Molecular function (GO): arylsulfatase activity
Source: RefSeq, a predicted model, not a curated record
AUGCCCCGUCCAAACUUCCUCAUCAUCGUCGCCGACGAUCUGGGCUUCUCUGACGUCGGCUGCUUUGGCAGUGAGAUUCGUACGCCCAACAUCGACCGUCUUGCCAAUGAUGGCGUUCGGUUUACUGAUUUCCAUGCUGCUGCUGCCUGCUCACCGACCCGUGCCAUGAUCAUGACUGGCACAGACCACCACAUCGCUGGCCUGGGCAACCUAAUCGAAUGGACAAACAUAUCAGGCCAAAAUGGCCCCAAGGGCUCGCAGAUGAGCACUGCUCCUCAGCGCGGUAUGCCAGGCUACGAAGGCUAUCUGAAUGAGCGCGUUGCUGCUCUACCCGAGCUCCUGCGCGACGCUGGCUACCACACCCUCAUGUCCGGGAAGUGGCAUCUGGGUCUCACGCCAGAGCGAUCGCCGCAUAAACGGGGUUUUGAACGAUCAUUGGCACACUUGCCGGCUUGCUCGAAUCACUAUGCGUAUGAGCCCCAGUUGCAGGGAAAUGAUGAGACGCCCACGUUCUUGGAGGCGAGCUAUAUCGCCCUGCAUACGGAGGAUGACCAUUACGUGAAGAAGUUGCCAGAGGGAUGGUACUCAACAGACGGAUAUGGUGAUAAGAUGGUAGACUAUCUGAAAGAUUGGAAUGAGAGCAAGAAAGACAAAAAAGUCGAGGAUCGUCCAUUCUUUGCUUACCUCCCCUUCACGGCACCACAUUGGCCUCUUCAGGCUCCUCGGGAGUACAUCGACCACUACCGCGGUGUCUACGACGAAGGUCCAGACGUCCUCCGCCAGCGUCGUCUGCAGCGCCUCAAGGAGUUAGGCAUGAUCCGUGAGGAUGUCGAGGCACACCCCGUUGUCGCUGAAGAAGUCAAGGAAUGGAAUGACUACACGCCCGAGGAGCAGAAGCUCUCAUGUACGGCCAUGGAGGUCUACGCGGGGAUGGUUGAGUGCAUCGAUGCCAAUGUCGGCAAGAUCAUCGACUACCUUUCCUCCAUCGACGAACUGGACAACACCUUCGUCUGCUUCAUGUCUGAUAAUGGCGCUGAAGGCGCUGCCUACGAGGCCUAUCCACUUGUUCAAAGCGGCGUUCUUCCGCAUCUGCAAAAAUACUACGAUAACUCACUCGAGAACCUUGGAAAUUACAACUCUUUCAUCUGGUACGGUCCACGCUGGGCACAGGCCGCCACUGCACCAUCCCGGUUAUACAAAGCCUACACCACCGAAGGUGGUGUGCGGGUACCGUUUGUAGCCCGGUUCCCGGGUAGCGUCAACUCGUCCCACGCCCGCAAUCACAGCAUUACUGACCAAUUUGCCACGGUCAUGGAUCUUGCUCCCUCCAUUCUCGACAUGGCGGGCGUCCCCCAUCCUGCCCCAACCUACCAAGGCCGGGAGGUAGUUCCCAUGCGUGGCAAGAGCUUCUAUCCCUGGGCGCGGGGAGAUGCAGCCCGCAUUCACGAGAAGGACUUUAUCCAAGGCUGGGAGACGUGUGGCCGGGCAGCCUUGCGCUUUGGCGAUUGGAAGAUUGUCUAUAUUCCCAAGCCCAAGGGUCCGGAGCGGUGGCAACUGUACAGCCUCGUAGAUGACCCCGGUGAGAUCCACGACUUGGCCGAAAAAGAUCCCGAGCGGUUGCAGCAGUUGCUCAAGUUGUGGGAUCAGUAUGUCCUCGAGACGGGCGUUAUUCCUUUGAAUCCGGAUUUGGGAGAAUUUCUCGAGGCAACUGAAGCGCAGAUGCCUGAGAACGCUUGGAUGGAGUAUGAUUAUUGGAAGAAGGGGGCUCGAGAUGAGCCGGAGAAGUUUAUGCGCAAGCCGGCUAGGUUGCAGCGGACUGUGAAGCAGUUUUAA